This is a messenger RNA of Coccidioides immitis RS, 3000 nucleotides long. Its product is annotated as hydantoinase. Gene Ontology annotation, biological process: glutathione metabolic process. Gene Ontology annotation, molecular function: 5-oxoprolinase (ATP-hydrolyzing) activity. Lineage: Eukaryota; Fungi; Ascomycota; Eurotiomycetes; Onygenales; Onygenaceae. The transcript is spliced from 3 exons. Gene Ontology annotation, cellular component: cytosol. Bases 1 to 3000 code for a protein of 999 amino acids. The record is from RefSeq and is a predicted model, not a curated record.
AUGGCAGCUGCUAUUAAACCUUAUCGCAUUGGCGUGGACGUUGGCGGCACCAACACCGACGCUGUGAUCCUUGACACACGGGAAACCAAGUCUGCUAAUCGCGGCGUUGUCGCCUGGCACAAGACUCCCACCACCAGUCCCAACGUGACCGAUGGGAUCGAGGCCGCCGUCCGCAGCGUCCUGGACCAGUCCAAGGCACCCCGGGACCAGGUGGCGUGUCUGACGAUCGGUACCACCCACUUCAUCAAUGCCAUCGUCGAACAUGACGCUCGCCGGCUGUCCAAGGUGGCCAUCAUCCGGCUCUCGCGGACCUUCACCAGAGAGGUCCCGCCCUUCUCUGACUUCCCGCCCGUUCUCAAGUCUAUCAUGAACGGCUACUACUGCUACGUCGACGGUGGCCUCCACAUCGAUGGCUCCCAGGAGGCUCCCAUCAACGAGGACCAGAUCGUCAGGGAAUGCGCCAUCAUCAAGGAAAAGGGGCUUGACGCCGUCGUCAUAUCGGGCGUCUUCUCCCCCAUCGAUGACCAUUUCUACCAGGAGGAUCAUGUCCGGCGCAUCGUGCGCCGGGAGCUUCCGGACGUGGACAUCGUCUGCUCCUCCGAAGUCUCCCAGAUCGGAUAUCUCGAGCGAGAAAACGCAUCUAUCCUGAACGCGUCGAUCCUCAAGUUUGCCAGACGGACCAUUCGAGGUUUCAAGAACGCCAUGAAGCGCCUGGACCUUAACUGCACCUUGUAUCUGACCCAGAAUGACGGCACUCUGAUCGAUGCACCCUCCGCCGCCCGCCUCCCCAUUCGCACUUUCUCCUCUGGACCAACUAAUUCCAUGCGAGGCGCCGCGUAUCUUGGCCUCAGCGGUCAGAGCGACGGCACGGAAGAGAAAACCGCAACCAUCGUCGUGGAUAUCGGCGGAACGACCAGCGACGUUGGCGUCCUCCUUCCAUCUGGAUUCCCACGUCAAGCUUCCGCCUACGUGACCGUUGCCGGCGUUCAGAUCAACUUUGGCAUGCCGCACCUUGAAUCUAUUGGCCUGGGUGGCGGCUCCAUCGUUCGCUCCGAGAAUGGUAAAGUGACCGUCGGCCCCGAUUCCGUCGGCCACUUCCUAAGCACGAGAGCCAAGGUUUUCGGCGGAGACGUUCUCACCGCCACAGAUAUCGCAGUGGCGGCGGGUGAGAAGAUUGGAGAUCCAAACCUCGUCCAGGAUGUCGACCAGAACACCGUUGCCGACGCCCGGGCACGCAUGAAGACUAUGCUGGAAAACGUCGUUGACCUGAUGAAAACCUCCCCCGCUCCUCUUCCUGUCCUUCUGGUCGGUGGCGGUUCCGCCAUUGCACCUACAGAACUAGACGGUGUAUCCAAGGUCAUCUGUCCGCCCUUCCACUCCGUUGCCAACGCCGUCGGAGCGGCGAUGUCAAAGGUUGGCGGCACCGUCGACAUGAUCCAGAGCAGCGAAGAGCGAACCGUCAAAGAGAUCGUGGAACAGGCAAAAGAGACAGCCAUCGAGCGGGCGGUUGCAUCCGGCGCGCUACGUGAAACGGUCUACCUGGCCGAGGUGGAUGCUCUCCCGCUGCAGUACGUCGCCAAUCAGGUGCGCGUUAUCGCAAGAGCGGUUGGCGAGUUAUCCCCAGACGGUGUGCCGCCCAGUGACAGUUUGCUUGACGAUGACGACGAAGAUGACGAGCAGAUCUACAAGGAGGCGGCCAAGAGGGAUGCUCAUCUUGAUGAACCUAAUGCCGCCGCCAUCGAUAUUGAGAAGUACAGACCAAAGGUGGUUAAAAAUCCCAAGACAGGGGUACCCGAAUGGAUAGUCUCUGAGCUCGAUGUUCAAUGGAUAGCCGACGGGUGCUAUGUGCUUGGCUGUGCCGGUGGAGGUUCGCCUUUUGGCGAAUACAUCCGAAUCAGAGAUCAGAUACGACAAGGUCACACCAUUCGAAUCAUCGACGCAUCUUCAUUGCCAAAGGAUGCUCUGAUCUACUGGGGUGGCCACAUGGGAUCUCCCGCUGUGUCUGUCGAGCGCCUGGCACAUGAAGAGACCGAGCAUGCAUUCCUGGAACUCAUGGAAUACCUUAAACACGAUUCUAUCGACGCUGUCAUGGGCUUGGAGAUUGGAGGUGCCAACGGACUUCAACCAUUGGCCCUAGGCUCUACGAAGAAUCAUGACUGCCCGGUUAUCGAUGCGGAUUGGAUGGGCCGUGCAUAUCCAACAUACUGGCAAACCACCAUGUGUGUUUAUGAAGAGAAGCAACUAGUCCCAUGCGCCAUCGCUUCAGGCGACGGCCGCUCGAUCAUCAUGACCAAGACCACCGACGACGAGAUCGUCGACAGAGCCCUCCGCGCCUCUUGCUCCGAAAUGGGCUCCCGAGUCGGCAUGGCCGCCAAACCCACAACAACCGACCGCGUCCACAAAUACAGCGUAAUCAACACCAUCUCUCUCGCUUGGCGAAUCGGGCGGUGCAUCGCGCGCGCCCACGCCAACAACACCCUCUCCACCGUCGCUGAGCAGAUGAUCGACGAAAUCGGCGGUCCUGAGACCGCCAAGGUCCUCUUCCGCGGCAAGAUCAUCGCCGUCGAGCGACGCCUGUUCAAGGGCCAUUCCUAUGGCGAAAUCACCAUCCAGCAGACACAACAGUCGGAGGAAGAGAAGUCCGGCUCCGACAACGUCCCCGCCGUCGCGGUGGGCGGGACGCUAAAGAUCCCCUUCAAGAAUGAGAAUAUCUACGCGAAGCACAUCUCUGAGACGGGCGAGGAGAAGUACAUCGCCAUGGUGCCGGAUCUGAUUUCUGUCCUGGAUACGCAGUCCGGUAAGGCGCUGGGUGUACCGGAGUUUAGGUACGGCUUGAUGGUUACCGUGCUCGGAAUUGCGUGCUCGCCCCGAUGGUCGGACACGCCUCGGGGCUUGGAGUAUGGUGGCCCGGGAGCGUUUGGAUACAAAAACAUCGAGUAUAAGCCGCUGGGAACCUAUGUUGAGCCGAAGAGUGUCGUGUUUGAGUUUGCGGAAGACUAA